Molecule: messenger RNA, 8380 nt
Organism: Epinephelus moara (kelp grouper)
Lineage: Eukaryota; Metazoa; Chordata; Actinopteri; Perciformes; Serranidae
Gene: foxo4
Product: forkhead box O4
Exons: 3
Coding region: 1538-3517 (659 amino acids)
Biological process (GO): regulation of transcription by RNA polymerase II
Cellular component (GO): nucleus
Molecular function (GO): RNA polymerase II cis-regulatory region sequence-specific DNA binding; DNA-binding transcription factor activity, RNA polymerase II-specific
Source: RefSeq, a predicted model, not a curated record
GGUAAACAGACGUCAGAAGGGAGUCUUCGCCUCGAGUCAAAACAAAACAAAACAAGUCAAAAAGAUACAGAAGGAGUGAAUAUUUGGACAGCCACAGCGACUGGAAGUGUUACAAAACUCAUCGCUGAUGAAAAGCGGUCACUUGGAGGAAGUUAUCGGGGGCUUUUCGCGGAGUUUUCCACGGAUUGUAAACUCUGGAGUAGCAGGAGCUUAACCAGCUAACGUUACGGUGGCUAUCGUGCUGUUUUCAAAGUGAGGCGAGUGGGAGCCGACAGACUUCCGAGGCGACCCAACUUCACCCAACAGCCGGGAAUUCGCUUUGUAGUUCGUUCACCGAGACCGCGGGGCGAAGAUCGGCGGAGCUCCGGGCCUCGGUCGAGAGGGUUUUAUAACCGCUUCUUCGAGCAUCGUGUGCCGCGGCAGGAGUAUGGAGAAACAUGGCAGAUGGUGACAUGCGCCUGGCCGCAAUGUGGUGGAUCAUGCAGACCUGAAGCACGGACUUUUCCUACGGACAUUUCUCUCAUUUUCCCAUUUUUACUAUCUUUCAAAAACACUACUAAACCGCCAUCAAAAUCUGCUCUCCCAUUUCCUCUUCCCUCAGUCGACAUUUCUUUGGUUGUUAAAUUACAGCGGCUUUAACAUACAGGCCAAAGAGACGGCGGCCAGUCUCUUUACUGGUUUUUACACUUUUUGGCAGUUGGCUAACACAACCAUUGCUGGGAUAAUCGGCCGGUCUAUGUUUUUUCACUUGACUUUGAUGUACCGGACCGAUUUGUGACUUUGCAUAUUUUUUUAAAGUUUGUGUUGAGUUUGUAUUUGGCUUGUGGAGAGUCCAGACAUCACGUUGUUUACAAGUGGAGACAGACAGGGGCUCUCCUGAGAGGAUCCUUUGUAACAGUAGCCAGCUAAUCCCUGUUUGUACUCUUCAUAGCUUUGCAGUAAUAAUCCUACGGUUGAAUGAGAAAAUAUAUGCACCAUUAUACAAAUUUGGCACGAAAUAAUCCAUUUUGAUCUACUCUUAAAAUAUUAGUUUGACAAAGUAUAAAGUAUUCUUUUUACAACAUUACCAACUGACACAUAUUUAAAUUGUUUAUUAACAGGAAUGGCAUUAUCUUGUAUCCAUAUACCUUUAAUAUUUUGGUGUUCAUUUUCAGGUGAGCCCAAACCUCUGUAGAUCCAGAUGUUUUGGUGCUCAUUGCCGCUCUGCCACUUUUGUUUUUAUUUCAUUCAAACAAAGGGACUCUCAUCCCAGCCCUUCUUCAUUCUUUAUAAAUCGGAAGGUUUAUGAUAGUUACUAUUAAGGAGAUUAUUUGGGUUCCCUAAUCUCCAAUCUGAGGAUUAACCGAGGCUAUUGGUGUGUCCAGAUUAUUACGUCUCCUCUGCAGGCCCCUCUGUUUACACCCCCGCAGGGGCUGAGGCAUAUUGUUUUUGUGUCAGGAAGUUUUUUAACGCAUCAUCCCCUGAAACUUCAAUUUUUAAAGGUAGAUGCUUUAAGUGGUCCCAUCUUUUUUGUUGAGAGGAAGUUCAGAGGACCGCCAUGGAGGAGUCGUCGGUGCCCCCGAUUGACCCAGAUUUCGAGCCACAGAGCAGACCCCGCUCCUGCACGUGGCCGCUGCCAAGACCCGACAUCUCGGUUGUCAAACCGGAGGGGGCGGAUGGCUCUGAGUCCGCCGCUGGGACCCCGCCCGCCGACGAGGACAAACCCGAGCCACAGCAAAUCACGUCCGAGCCGGAGAAGGCGGCAGCAGCGGCCGAGGGAGGGGCCGUGGCUGGCGUGGGCGGAGCCGCCGCGACGCCCCGCAAAGGAUCAUCCCGGCGCAACGCGUGGGGGAACCAGAGCUACGCUGAUCUGAUUAGUCAGGCCAUCGAGAAUUCACCUGAGAAGAGGCUGACCCUGGCUCAGAUCUAUGAGUGGAUGGUGAAAACAGUGCCUUACUUCAGAGACAAAGGAGACAGCAACAGCUCAGCCGGCUGGAAGAAUUCAAUUCGCCACAAUUUAUCACUCCACAACAAGUUCUUGAGGGUACACAAUGAAUCGACAGGUAAGAGUUCCUGGUGGAUGCUUAACCCUGAGGGAGGUAAGACUGGGAAGGCUCCUCGCCGCCGGGCCGCCUCCAUGGACAACAGCAGCAAACUGCUGAAGAGCCGCAUGAGGGCCAAGCAGACCAAGAAGCAGGCGGGAGCAGCUGGCCUGGGUGGUGCUGGAGGGGUGCAGGGCGACGGCAGCACAGGUUCAGCGGGCGCAGACAGCCCUAAUUCGUCCCAGCAGUUUCCCAAAUGGGGUGUCAACAGCAGCAGCCCCUCAUCUCGCGGCAGCCUGGAUGACGCUGACAUGUGGACCACCUUCCGCUCACGCACAGGCUCUAACGCCAGCACCCUGAGUGGACGUCUGUCCCCCAUUGCUCCUGGACAGGAGGACGACGAUAACCUGCCUGAGGACGGACUGUUGGGAAGAUACACCGCCAGCAGCUUGACCCCCACCCUCACAGAGACCCUCAUGGAGGAGCUGGAUCUGAUCGACGGCCUCACAUUGAUGACUGGGCAGCAGGGAGGGGCCAGUCCCAGCACAGCCCCACCAGCACCUCCCACUCCACUGCCCUCCGCCUCCACCCUGCUGCCUCGUGGUUCCAGCUUCUCCUCCUUCCCCCAUCAGCUGCAGCCAUCCAGCCUCCCACAGGCCCCCACCCACACCGGGACCCAGGCCUCCGUCUCUCAGUGUGGACCGAGUAGCAAAGAGCCAACAACCUUCAGCAACUCCCUUUUCAACCCCAUACCCACCCCCAGCUCUCGUGGGGGCGGCCAUUACAGCACCCACGUGCCUUCCAGCCUGGAGGCACUGCUCACCUCUGACUCCCCUCCGCCCAGUGAUGUCCUAAUGACCCAGGUGGAUCCCCUCAUGCCCAGUCCUGGAGGAGUGGGCCUGAUGGGCCUUGGCACACCAGUAGUAAGUGUGAGGUCCAAACCCAACCAGCUGCUGUUGGGUAAAGGGCUGGAACCGAACACAGUGGCCCCCAUGGCGCUGCAGGCUCAGAUGCAGCAGCGUCACCUUCACCACCACCAGCAGCAGCAGCAGCCGCCGCACCAGCAGCAGCAUCAACAACAACCACAGCAACAACACCAGCAUCACUCUCAGAUGGGGCUGGGGAUGAUCCUCUCAGGUAUGUCUCAGGACCCAUCACAGCUGUCUGCCCUCAAAGCCCAGCAUGCCACGGUGCCAGCGGUGGGCUCUCAUCAUGGAGGGCCUGUCACCUCAGCCAAUCCUGGUGUGAGCUUGCAGGGGAUGAGUCACUUCGGAGCAGCGUCCUGUUUCCCGCCCGGUCAAGACCGACUGCCCACAGACUUGGACAUUGACAUGUUCACCGAAAACCUGGAUUGUGAUGUGGACUACAUCAUCAACAGUGACCUCAUGGACGGAGAUGGCAUCGACUUCAACUUUGACCCCAUACUGCCUGGAGGCCAAGGCUACGCCGGACCGGCCACUACACAGGGCUCCGCUCACAGCUGGGUGCCCAGCUAAUCUCUUAGCUGACCACAUGGAGUUAGCCAGGAACUGAUUUCCAAUCAGGAUAACCUCACAAAACAACAAAACGACUGGUGCAUUCCUCCUCCCUGCUGGCUGAAGAUAGUAUUUUCAAACACAACACUUCUCUCGGACUUAAAAGACCAGACCUCAGCCAUGUCAUGUGCCAAGAAGACAUGCGGGGGACAGAGAGGAGAUUCAGGCUACUAUGCACAAUAUUUCUCCCUUUUUUUAAAAAAUAACACUUGGCUGCUAGCCGUUUUUUUUUUUUUCUUCUAAUCCGAACUGAUGAUUUUUAAAAGACGUGUGACAUGAUGUUUUUAGGAGUGAAAAGACAAAUCAUUAACUCCCCUCAGCUGGGAGUCUGUAUUUCAGUUAUGUUACACCAUAAUAGCUUUAGGGUGGAUACGGUACACGAUGGCUUUGGUAUUGAAGACUCAAUGGACUGUGCGUUUUUUUGGAGAAAUGGCCAGUUUUCCAUUGACACUUGCAUGAACUGCCAGACCAAAUGCUGUUUGAAGUGCAGUCACGCUGCUGCACCGUGGAAAGGUUUCAUCACAGGAGUCGGAUUGUGUUGUGAACAGGUGGAAGAUACAAGACUGGAUGACUGGAGGUAUAAAAUGUUUGGCUACACAUCUCGCCCAUUUGUGGACUAAGAUUAUUUGUACGAUUUAAAUUUCUCACUUUAGAGAAAAGCAGAUGCUUUUUUUUUCCUCCAAUGAAAUUUGGUGAUUCAACAGUUAAGAGGGUCUGUAUUUGCAGUUUGGCAUUUUGACUUCAAUCCAGUGUGUUAUGGUAGAUGUCUGUUAGAGGGUGUUUUUUUGUUGUUUUUUUUUAAAAUCCCUGAUGUGCAGUUGAACUAACAAAAUGAAGAAAUGUGAUUUGUGAAUUUAUACACGGGGCAUUCAAGGGUAAAUUUAUUUGCCAACAUGUGAUUGGUUGGCCAAGUAUUAUAUUGUUUUAGACAGCAGUAUGCCUCCACUGUCACAUGGUCUACCUGAUUAUUUCUUCUUUCUCUGUUUUCAUCGAGUCUGUGCAUUUUCAAAGCACUUAGGUUCCUGCAACACAGGGACCCCAAACUAGGAGACACAUUAGGUUAUUACAUUUCAUCAAAAAGAGUUUAAAUCCUUUCAAAAAAAACAAAACAAAAAAAAAAACAUGUAAACUACACGUUGCACAUGUACACUGCACAUGUACACGAUGACACACUAUGCAGAUUUAUCAGGAGAACUAAAUGAAAUCUUGAAGGAAAUUUGAAUAAUCACUUCUUGAAGGGUUUUGUUAUUUAACAUUUUCCUGAUAUUUUGUUGAGGGGGUGUUGAGGAGGGUGCUUCAUGUCAGAAAAAUGAGAGAAAAAUCUCUCACAUUUUAAUUCAAGAAAUUAAUUCUCAGUGUGAGAAGUACAAAAAAAGAAUAUAUUUGAUUAUAGUUUUAAUAUACAAUUUAGAUGGAGGUAAUAAAUGAGAUAUUAAUACAUAUGAAUAUAUUACUAAUGACAAGGUUUUUUUUACAUUGGAGGAAGCAUUCUCAGAUCAUUUUUAACGGUAAUUUUCUAUACUUUUAUUUUUGUAAAGGAUGAGAUGCAUGUAGAUUUGUUUUUUACAUAACCAAAGGAACACUAAUAUUUGCAUUUGCAUGGCAUUUAGGGAGCGCUUGGGCCUGACACAGUAUCUCGGUGUACAUAAGCUUUGCAAAACAUGCCUGUAACAUGAAAUCUGACUUUGAGAGUCGAGUGAGGCAAAAUGCAUCAAUACUUGACCAUUUUAAAAGUCCAGUGUGUAGGGUUUAAGGGCAUCUAAUGGUGGAAUUUGUAUAUAAUAUUCAGAACUAUGCUUUCAUUAAGGCCUGUGUCCACAUAUUGGUUUUUCUCAGCACUGGCAUCCAUUUCAGUUGUUCCAUGCCUCGUGUCUUUUUUCCUUUUUACAGCACUCCGGCUUUUUUGUGUUGCCGCUCUGAGUGCUAGCUACCAUUAAUGUCAUGAUAUUGUUUUCAUAGAAACAAAACCCACUGUUCUCCUGCGCCCUGCCACGGCUUUUCUGCCAAAGAAAAACACAAUGUGGACACAGACUUUAAUGGGCAACUACACCCAUUUUCAAAAUCCAUUCAUGUCAUUUCUGUGGUCUUAGUGAAAAUUAACAACUCUUUCCCAAAUCCAAAAAACUGGAGUGCUAUAACUCAAAUUUGUGAUGUCAUAGGUUGUAAAGUCUGGAGUUGCUUCAUAGACAAUGAAUUGAGAAAGAUGUUAUAGACAACACCAAGAACACCCAGGGAGUUGUUCUGAGUACAUGGGUACAUUUUCUGUUUCAGAACUGAGAACAUUACAACAUAAUAAUGCUCAAUUGGGUAUAAAAAAAAAAGUUAAAAUAUUGUGUGGGUCCAAAAAAUUAGUCUCCCAUUCACUGUCUAUAGAGCAGCUCCAGACUUAAUACUUGACAUUACAAGUUUGAGACUUCCUUCUCUUGCCCCUGGCUUAGAGAGGGGGUAGCUCAUGUUCACAAGUAUUGAUUGAAUUUUCCAAGGCCAUGGGAAUAACAUAUUGGACUCCUUAAUGUAGGUGGUGUGCCCCUGUGAGUUAAUAAUCACCUGAAACUAAGAAUGGUUGUUUGGUACCUUAGAAUGAGCCAUUUAUAUCUUCAUCAUGGAUGUAUUAGGAGACCUGGAUACAGCAUUGCAGACGGGACCCCGUUAAUUCUUAUUAAAGUUGCUCAUUGGCACAUGAAGCCAAAAAAGCUCUUAUUUUGGCGGUAUGAACUUACCUGAAUCUUCUGUAUUGCCGGGCCCAUCGAGUAAACGCACUAGAGACAUAGGGUAUCCGAGCAUGACUGAGCGGCUGACUGAGCGCUUAGCGCUAAUGGGGAUAAAAUGAUUUUAUCUUGUAGCUCUUUUAGACCGUUGAAAUGUAGUGAAGUGAUAGUUAAACGAGUCGUUUCGCAGGGGUUGUGGCACUCAAAAAAAUACAUCCACUGAUUUAAAACCUCUCGUUCCCAAUGCAAGUCUAUGGGUAAGUCUUUGGGCCCAGUGGAAUCACUUGACUGACCCUGUAGUUGUAGUUCCACUUUUGGCCACUAUGUAAACUUGGCUUCAAAGCCCGCGCUGUUCCUGGGGACUUCAUCUACAUACGGAGCGGGUCCUCUUCCAUGGCGCACUCUAUUUUGUUUAACAGUAGCCCAGAACGGACAAAUCAACCACCGGCUCUAGAUAGGGUCAAUCGCAUUUUCAUGUUGGCCACCAUAGUUCUCCUACAUGCUUGCCACUAAAUCCUACACACUUUAACUAAAAUUCCCGAUAACCUGUCUCAUUUUUUUCUGCAUUAAUUGUGUAUCCAAGUAAAAAGAAAAAAAUCUGCGCUGAAAUGUGGUGCGAGGCAAAGAAAAACAUUUAUUGUCCUGCUUUUCAACACGCUGCCGAAUUCUCAUCUCAAAACGAGACUAAUACAACCGUUACCUCUCAGGGUCGCUCUGAAGAAAAACAACAGGAAAACAACUCUGCACAGACGUCAUCCGAUAACAUGACAAUGGCAAACAAACGUAUAUUUAUUCUACAGAUUGUCUCUGUUACAACAGACUGGAAACCAACACACCACGUCUUUGUUUUGUUUUCCUGGAGGAGUUUCUGUCUUAAAAAGAGCUGACCUCAAAUUUGACUUCCCUUUUUUAUUUUUAGAGAGAAAUGUAUUCUAGCUCUCCAGCCAUGUAUAUCAGUACUAGCCUAUCCCUUGGGGUUUUUUAUUUUAUUUUGACUGCCAAUAUUUAAAACACUAUAGCAUGACUUUACUCUGUAGCGAGAUUGAUUUCGUCAUCUUCCCCCUUAAAAUUUUGUGUUUUGUGUUUGUAUUUAAUUGUUGAUAAUGUUUUUGUGAUCAGAAAUAACAUCCCUGCAGUUUAAACUCUUAAUAUCCAUCAUUUCACUGUAGCUAUGUGAAUAUGUUAGCCUCUGAUUUGUAUAAAGCACUCUCUUUUUUGUUCCACAAAUGCUUUUUUUUUUGUUUUGUUUUGUUUUUUUUUACUUUUUGAAUGGUGCUAGAUGUCAUAUGUGACGUAUCCUGCAGUACGCCAUGAUGCAAAGGGUGCAUAUCAGGGCCUUUUGGAUUUUCUGUAUACAGCACAAGGAUCUUGAUUUGGUGUUAUAGUAGAAGUUAGCACACGAUCAACAGUCCUUCUCCCUCUUUGUUUUUCUCUUGUUAUACACACACACAUAUAUAUAUAUAUAUAUAUAUAUAUGAUAACCCCCCCUUAAUUGGUCAUUAAAUAGAUCUGUAAACCGAAGACCAGCUUGUUCAAACUGCAUGAUUUUCUUGUUAUUUUAAAUCAUAACAUAAUUAUUUUAGAAAGUUGUAUAAUAUGAAACAACUCCCCCAGUUUUUUCUAAACUAAUAAUGUCCAGGUGUUGGAAAUGUUAAUGACAGUUGAAAGGACGGACUGCAGCAUGUAAAAGGAGCGGUGGUCAGCUUGAUGUCUCUAGUUUACUGUUGCCUCCUUAAAAAAAGGGCAGGUGUGGUGUUAUUACUUCCCUUGUAUCUCCCCCUUUAUGUAAUAAUUAUCUACAUAUUUUUUCUGUUUUCUUUAAGUAGCAGCUAGUCCCUGUAUGUUUGUUUUGACAAUUUAAAAAUCGCCCCAUUUGAUACAGUAUUUUAGCAUUCGGCAAGGGUUUUUCUUCCAUAGGGGAGGGGAGGAAGGGGGUGGACAGGGAAUGAUGAGUUGUGCAUAAGCCAAUUAUGUUAAUGAUUUUUGAUUAAUGUUGAUAGUUCUUCUCCCCCCACCACCACCUCAGUCUUUUUCUUUCAUUACACAUUGUAAAGUGAGCCUGAGAUGACAAACAGUUCCAAACAGCAGAAAUAAAUUCAAUAAACUGUUUAACCCA